AUGAGCACCCUCCCGGAAGGAUGGGAGGCGGACUACGACGGCUCGAGAUGGUUCUAUCGCUACAAGUCAACGGGAAUUGUGCAAUACCAAUUUCCCAAGGAAGGAGACGAGUUUCCCGAGUGGUAUGACGAUGGCGGAAACGAUGUUCCUCUCGAGCCCGAGGCCUGGCUCGCCAGCGAGCAGCAAGUUAGGCGGCGCAGCACUCUUGUCUCGGACCCGGAAAACCCAGGCGAGCUCUCCCCAGUCAAAGCCACGACGAACCGGCGGAAAAAGUCCGAAACGAUACCCGAGGACGAGGAGAUGAGUGCCACUGGCUACUUUGACCCGAGCAGCUUCAUGUAUCUGGGUCCUGGGGGUGAUAUCAGCCCCGUUGGGGAAGACGACGAUCGUGACGGAGCUGGCAGCUUAAAAGCCAAGAGCGCAACGCCAACACCAAGCCCAGGCCCAACACCGUCUACCAUCCACAGCCAGGUCUCGCCGGUGCCAGGCCCGCCAGCACAGAUAGAUCCGCGUACGCUAGCCGCCGAGCUCCCCGAGGACACUGCGCAUCCCUGGAAGCCAGUCGGCUUCGUGGCAGAGCUACCCACGCUAGACACAGUCAAGUGUGCCGAGGAGCUUGCGCCGGUCGAGAUGGACGGCACCUCUCAUAUCCCGACACCGGUGCAGACGAAGCAGGAGCAUAGCGGUCCUGUCGAACUCCCGACGCAUAGAGAACCGGCGGAAUCCAAGGCGAAGGAGCCAACCCCUCCAGCGAACACAUUACCCGUGGUUACGCCCCCGGUCCAGACCCUUACAGAGUAUCCCCUCGUGUCUGCAUCGUUUGCAUACCCUGCUCUGCAACCACAGAGCUCAGGUGGUUCGACCCCGUCAAGGCACCAGAGUCCAGCGCAGGUACAGUCUUCCGCUGUUUCGACACCGCCCAUGCACCAGAGUCCUCAGCAAAGCCCGUUGAUCUCGUCGUCUGUUGCUGUUCAGCAGCGAAUCACAAGAAAGCGAGCUCGGCCGUAUGCGCGGUAG
Microdochium trichocladiopsis is the source of this 1017-nucleotide messenger RNA. RefSeq lists its product as uncharacterized. NCBI's taxonomy places the organism in Eukaryota, Fungi, Ascomycota, Sordariomycetes, Xylariales, Microdochiaceae. The transcript has 2 exons. Gene Ontology annotation, molecular function: protein binding. The record is from RefSeq and is a predicted model, not a curated record. The coding region runs from base 1 to 1017 and encodes 338 amino acids.